Molecule: messenger RNA, 2075 nt
Organism: Oncorhynchus mykiss (rainbow trout)
Lineage: Eukaryota; Metazoa; Chordata; Actinopteri; Salmoniformes; Salmonidae
Gene: kcnj1a.1
Product: potassium inwardly rectifying channel subfamily J member 1a, tandem duplicate 1
Biological process (GO): regulation of monoatomic ion transmembrane transport; potassium ion import across plasma membrane
Cellular component (GO): plasma membrane
Molecular function (GO): ATP-activated inward rectifier potassium channel activity
Source: RefSeq, a predicted model, not a curated record
GAGAGCUGUCAGAACACUAACUACAGUUCAAAGGGCACACCCUCAGAGACUGGCUGGGAGAGAGACGGAGACAGAGGGGAUCCCGUGUGCAACACAACUUUGUAUUUCCACAGUUUCCACACUGACAGGAUCUCAUCUUCUGUAGUUGGACCAGUAUCAUCCAACGACAGGACCUAGAAAAUGGUGUUUGGCAUCCGGAAGCACAUCCAGGACCACCUGGUGGAGCGAAGAAUCCGCAGAAGCCGGCUGGUGACCAAAGAUGGCCACUGCAACAUUGAAUUCGGCAAUGUGAAGUACGGCAACCACUUUGCCUUCCUCGUGGACUUCUGGACGACCUUCGUAGAGUUCCGCUGGCGCUUUGUCCUCUUCUUCUUCAUCGCCUCAUUCACCCUGAGCUGGUUCAUUUUCAGCCUGCUGUGGUUCUGGGUCGCCCGGAACAACGGGGACCUGACAUGGCAGAACCCCCCAAGCAACCACACCCCCUGUAUGUGGAACGUCUACGGUCUGACUACGGCCUUCCUCUUCUCCCUGGAGACCCAGACCACCAUCGGGUAUGGUGUACGCGCUGUCACCCCCCAAUGUCCUGGUGCUGUAGCCCUCAUCAUUAUCCAGACUCUCAUAGGGGCCCUCAUACACUGCUUCAUGUGUGGAAUCAUCGUGUCCAAGAUAUCCCUCCCUAAGAAAAGGGCCAAGACCAUCUCAUUCAGUGAGAUGGCUGUCAUCUGUCCUAAGAAGGACUUCCUUUGCCUUAUGAUAAGAGUGGCCAACUUACGCAAGACCCUGAUGAUCGGGAGCCAGAUCUACGGCAAGCUGUUGAGGACAACAGUCAAACCCGAUGGGGAGACAAUCAUCAUGGACCAGGUGAACAUUGAGUUCAGGAUGGAUGCUGGGAAGGACAACCUCUUCUUUGUGUGCCCUCUCACACUUUACCAUGUGAUUGACAAGGCUAGCCCUUUUUUUGAGAUGGCAGUGGACACUCUCCGUAAGCAGGAGUUUGAGCUGGUGGUUUUUCUGGAGGGUACAGCCGAGACCACCAGCUCAGCCUGCCAGGUCAGGACUUCCUUCAUUCCUCAGGAGAUCAUGUGGGGUUACAACUUCCUACCCAUCAUCUCCCGCAGCAAAGAGGGCAAGUACAGAGUGGACUUCUCCAACUUCUCCAAGGUAGCGUCUGUUGCCACUGCACACUGUGCCUACUGCUUCCACAACAUAAUGGGACAUCACCUCCCCUCCAUUAAUGCCAUUGACAAUGUUGGAUUUGAAGUUAUUGAUAUCCUAGAAUAAUUUAAUAUAACCAAGAUGUGAACUUUUGGAUGGCAAUAUGUGAAGAUAUUUUUUUAUCUUGUAAUAUUUAUAUAUACAGUAGGGUUUGAAAUGAUUGACACCCUUUAUAAAGAUGACCAAUAUUGACUUUAAAAUAAUUCAUUCAAAUACUGAGCUAUAAUUUAUGCAAUUAUAUGAUUUUAUACUAAGGAAAUUGCUCAGAGAAAGAGAUUUUGUUUAACAAGUAAUAUAUUGGGGUCAAAACUAUUGACUUCCCUAAGAUUCUUAUUUAUAAAGUAGUCAAAAGUUUAGUAUUUGUUUCCAUAUUCCUAGCACGCAAUGACUACAUCAAGCUUGUGACUCUACAAACUUGUUGGAUGUAUUUGCAGUUUGUCUUGGUUGUGUUUCAGAUUAUUUUGAGCUCAACAGAAAUGAAUGGUAAAUAAUGCAUUGUGUCAUUCUGGAGUGAGUUUUAUUGCAAAUAAGAAUAUAAUAUGCUUCUAAACACUUCUACAUUAUUGUGAAUGGUACCAUGAUUAGAAAUAAUCCUGAAUAUAUCAUGAAGAAUGAUGAGAGAGAAAGUUACCCAGGGUCAAAGAUCAUACCCCUAGACAUGCUAACCUCUCACCAUUACCAUCUUGACCCUCUGACCCUCUACUUUGUUCAAUAUUAUAUGCUUUGCAGAGACGUGGCUGUAUGACUAUUUUCGUAGGACUCUGCUGUUUCUCCUUUCAGCGGCAUAGUCGGAUGAACGCAGCCUCUGGCAAGUCCAAAGGGAGAGGGGUGUCUCUCUUCAAAAUAAACAACUGGUCCUC